This is a messenger RNA of Centropristis striata (black sea bass), 806 nucleotides long. RefSeq names its product retinal cone rhodopsin-sensitive cGMP 3',5'-cyclic phosphodiesterase subunit gamma-like. The record is from RefSeq and is a predicted model, not a curated record. Gene Ontology annotation, biological process: positive regulation of G protein-coupled receptor signaling pathway; positive regulation of epidermal growth factor receptor signaling pathway; visual perception. The transcript has 3 exons. Gene Ontology annotation, molecular function: 3',5'-cyclic-nucleotide phosphodiesterase activity; cGMP binding. The coding region runs from base 67 to 294 and encodes 75 amino acids. Gene Ontology annotation, cellular component: photoreceptor outer segment membrane. Lineage: Eukaryota; Metazoa; Chordata; Actinopteri; Perciformes; Serranidae.
CUCAUCAGAUACAGCAGCAGAAAAACUUUCAUCACUUUGAGACUUCAGCCAAAGUAACUGAUCGAAAUGGCAGACGUCGCCGUUGCAGUUCCCGCCGAGAAGAGGGCACCUCCCAAAUUCAAGCAGAGGACCACUCGCACCUUCAAGAGCAAGGCGCCUAAACCUGGCCAGAAGGGAUUCGGAGACGACAUCCCCGGCAUGGAGGGCCUUGGCACAGACAUCACAGUGAUCUGCCCAUGGGAAGCCUUUGGGGACAUGGAGCUCAGCGACCUGGCGAAAUAUGGAAUUGUUUAGCCCUCUUCUUUAUGAACUCUUACCUCCUGUUAAAACAGUUGUCCCUCAUGUAUUCCAACUGUUUUACUGAGAAAAAAUAUGGCUUUGUGGUCAAGAGAGGAGGCAGCUUUUGAUUAUUUAAAAUCUGACCUGAAAAAAAAAAAUCCAGCACUCUCUCUUGACUCUUGCACUUUAUCUGGCCCUGCCUUUCCAACAAUUCUCCAUCGUCCUCGUAACGAGCGCUGAUAGCAGCUCUGGAACUCAAAUUUUACUUUCCACAGAGGAAAAAAAAGAAAACAAAUGAAGUAUUUAUUUUCAUAUUGUGAUAUUCUAUAUUUUUUGUUUUAUUCUCCUCAAAACUGCUGACUCAACAUGCAAAGAUGUCUAUCUUUUGUAAAAGAAAAUUUUAUUUUUAUGCCAAAGUGUAUAAUUCACUUCACUCUUCAGGGAAAAAAGAUCAUCAAUAUAUUGUCUGUAGAGAAGAACAAUUCAGUGAACACAAUAAAUGUUGAUUAUUUCGAUAGAACAUCUGU